Rotaria sordida is the source of this 813-nucleotide messenger RNA. The record is from the annotation of a GenBank genome assembly. Lineage: Eukaryota; Metazoa; Rotifera; Eurotatoria; Philodinida; Philodinidae.
AUGAAUAUUAUUUGGAAUUUUCUUCUUCUUGUUUUAAUAGCUGAUUAUUCUUAUGGACGAUAUACUGUUAGGUGGAUUAGAACAAAUGAUCAGACACUUAUAGACGAAUGUUUGGAAAAAUCUCUUAAGCAUAUGAAUCUUGGUGAAGAUAUUACUGUUUUACAAUCAAAAGUAUCAAAUAUUAUUUGUAAAACACGAUUUCUCAAUGGAAUUAAUAUUAAAUUAUAUUUCGAACUUGAACAACAAAAAUGGAAAUGUCUGCUUUAUAAACCACUUGUUGAAACACUUGGUAUACAAUAUGAAAGAUGUAUGCAACCACAGGACGAUGAUUCAUUGGAAGAAGGUCAAUCAAAACAAUCUAAUCAAAUAAUUCAAGAAGAACCACAAGUAAAUAAUGACAAUAAAGUUGAAGAAGAACCACAAGUAAAUAAUGAUAAUAGAGUUGAAGAAGAAGAAGAAGAUGAUGAAGCUAAAAUUGAUGCACUUAAUGAACAAGAACGGAAAAAAGAGAUAAAAAAUGAUGAAACUGAAAUUGAUAACAGGAAUCAACCAAUAUCUAAUGAAGAUACGAAUAAUCAACAAGGUUCUGAACAAAAUGCAGAUAGAAAUGAAAAAAUUAGUAAUGACCAAGUUGAGAACGAAAAUAUGAAUAACGAUGAAACAAAUCUUGAUACACAUAAUUCUGAACAAAAGAAAAAUAAUGAUGAAGAGAUAUCUAAUAAAGAUGUAGAUAAUGAUAAUACAAAUGUUCAAGAUAAUAAUCAACAGGAGCAGCCAGAAAAUAUAAAUAAUCAAGAAGUAAUGCCUCAAUAA